Molecule: messenger RNA, 3195 nt
Organism: Recurvomyces mirabilis
Lineage: Eukaryota; Fungi; Ascomycota; Dothideomycetes; Mycosphaerellales; Teratosphaeriaceae
Gene: SWE1
Product: mitosis inhibitor protein kinase swe1
Exons: 2
Coding region: 1-3195 (1064 amino acids)
Biological process (GO): protein phosphorylation; negative regulation of G2/MI transition of meiotic cell cycle
Cellular component (GO): cytoplasm; nucleus
Molecular function (GO): ATP binding; protein tyrosine kinase activity
Source: RefSeq, a predicted model, not a curated record
AUGGAAUUCGAGUACUCACCGCGCCACCCCGGCAAUAGCGCACCACACCUUCUGUCUCCAACACACGCCCAUGCCGCGCCCACAUCACCUUUAGACCAAUUCGCGGCAAUCAGACAGAUCAGGCGCUCACUUUCGCGUUCACCGUCCAAGCCACAGCGCUAUUCACUCUCGACGCGCAAAGCCACAGACACCUCGCCGCCUAACAAUGCGCCUGCCUCUCCCUCUGGACUCUCGCGCUCAUACACCGUAGAUACAGCGGACUUGCAGAGUAAGCCCAAAUAUUCCGUGAGGCGCACUGGUGUGAUGCGUGUUGCUCAACGUCGUACAUCGCCUAACAGUCCACUGCGACGCGCAUUGAGUGACAACACGAAUCAAGCGAUCGCGAGUCCACGGCCACGUCUGACACGUCGCCCGUCCGCCGAGGAGGACCAGGAGAACAUGGAUUUGGAUGAGGAGGUCAAGGUUCCGAAGAAGAUUGACUUUCUGAAGCCUGAGAAGCUCUUCAAGCCGCUUCUACAGGAAGCUGCUUCACCUAUGAAGUCGAGCCCGCUUAAGAGGAGCGAUGGUGUGAUGAAUCUCGAGGCAGCAGGAUUCGGCAGUCCACGCACAAACAAGCGCAGAAGUCUGCAUGGCGCAACAGCGUUUGGCAGCGACUUCAAUGUGUUCGACCAAGGUCUAGACGGUGCGCAGGGCGAUGCAGAUUCUGGGUCGGGUCGAUCAUCUGACGAGAAGGAGAGGGAUGCAAACUUCCACACGACAUGGCCACCGCCUACUGCCUCACCACAGCGUCGACCUUUCAGCUUACGCAAGUCUACUCUCCAACAGCGCACUGGCAAUGCACGAUCACGACCAGAAGCGAUGCGCGAGACACCGCUGAACCCAGCACUGACUCGGGCACGUUCGCGUAUAUCGCUGGACAGUGCAUUGCCACUUCGUAGCCUGGACUUCAAUAUGGCUUUCCAGCGGAAUGUUGUGAACGACGCGCCUUUACUCUUUCCGCCUGCAGCACCAAAGACUUCCGUGUCCGCGCCAAAACCACAUCCGCUCUCCCACGCUCUGACACCUUCUUCCUCGUCGUCGAGCAUGGCCGACUUCGAGAUACCUGAAGCUGCUCAGGGCAGGGCGCCUUCACCUACAAAAGUCGGGACCAAGAAGCCCGCUCCCAGUUUCUCCAAAUCGCUACCAAUCGGGGCCAAUCGUCCUGAUGGUCGCGGCAACACGAGUAGCCAAGCGAACUCACAAGAGUCGUUCGCCACCCCGGAGGCUUUUAAGAUGGCACGACCACUACCUCAGGCUUUCCACUCCACCGGUCUCAUAUCUAAGCGCAAUUGGAAUGUGGACAUGCCGCCUGCCAGCUUCGCAAGCUCGCAUAUGCCAGACACACCGUCCAAGAAGGCUGCUCACAUUCAUAUACCCUCUUCGCCCGCACCAGGUUCAGCCCUUGGCAAGGUAGCUCGACCACUGCAUGAGUUCGGCAGCCCAACGACUCCAUUCAACGCCCGACCAAACAAAGCGUCGCCUGAGUCCUUUGGCAAGAAUGUCAACAUCUUCGGCUCUCGAGUUGGCGCGCCCCAGCUCACUCGUCGUGGUAGCUUCAUCAGUCUUGACGGUGAAGACAUCAACGCCUCGCCCACGCAGCGCUUGGCAAGCCCCUCGAGUAACGACGAUCUUCCGCCCACGCCUACAAAGAGCACUGCAGCGGCAUCUACGACCAUCAGGCCACAGUCGAAGGGCAAGAGCAACAGCCUCCGCAGCAGUCUGUUCGGCCGGCGAUCAUCUCUCGGCCCAGACACCUUCGCUUCGCCAGCGGAGAGGGAUGUCACACCCAGCAUCGACGACACAUCUGCUAUGGAGGAGAUUUCCGAAAAGUGCUCUCCUCACACGCCGCACGAGUCGUUCACGCCACCGGACCCCAGCAGCUUGUCAAUCUCUGCUGAGAAUCGACCAAUUUCGCUCUUUGGCGUCAGUGCCCACAGCUUCCCUCCCGCCACGCCUACUGGGCCUCGCGACAACGGUAGCAGCACCAGCUUUUUCCCCGGCCAGUCCUCGAGCUAUUUCGCCAACGACGUGGAUACCUCGAUUACAGCUCGGUUCGGCUCGACGCAGGUGUCUGGUAACGGCGAGUUCUCGCAAGUCUACAAGGUGGAGAAACCUCUUCCCGGCACCCUGCAAGGCUCCCAGGCGCAACUCAGCCCAAGCGCUAAGGUGUGGGCUGUGAAGAAGUCCCGUAAGCCCUACACUGGCCAGAAGGAUCGUGCGCGCAAGAUGCGUGAAGUCGAUAUCCUCAAGUCACUCCGUGGAUUCGAGAACGUCGUCGAGCUCGUCGAUAGCUGGGAGGCCAAGGGCCACCUUUAUAUACAAACCGAGUUUUGCGAGAAUGGUAACCUGAAAGACUUUCUGCUGCGGACUGGCUUCAAAGCUCGCCUAGACGACUUCAGGAUCUGGAAGAUUCUGCUGGAGCUGACGCUUGGUGUCAAGUCCAUCCAUGAUGCCAAUAUUAUUCAUCUUGAUCUGAAGCCUGCCAACGUGCUCAUCGACUGGGAGGGUGUGCUGAAGAUUGCUGACUUCGGUAUGGCAAGCGCAUGGCCAGCGCCACCAAACCUUGACGGUGAAGGCGACCGUGAGUACAUCGGCCCCGAGAUCCUCAAUGGCCGCUUCGACAAGCCUGCCGACAUCUUUGCCCUUGGCAUGGUCAUGCUGGAGAUCGCCGGCAACAUUGUCCUACCCGACAAUGGCACGUCGUGGCAGCGUCUCCGUGCUGGCGAUGUUAGUGAGCUACCCAGCCUCACAUGGACUUCUGACAGCAGCUUGCCGCGAGACGAGUCCGGCGACCCGCUCGAUAUGCAAGCUGGCGUGUCUAACGACUCGCUGGCUUUCUCGGUGCAAGGCGAGGAUGACCUUGGUUUCCUGCGGCCUACCAUCAAGGGCCACAGUCGCAAAAGCAGUCGCGAUCUCGUUUCACCACCAAAUUUCAUGGUCGACCACAACGAUCCUGACGCGCUCGACAGGGUGGUUCAGUGGAUGAUAAGUCCUAAUCCCGAUGCUCGACCUACCGUGGACCAGCUCCUCCGUGCCGGCGGCGUCCAAUGGGUAGAGGCUCGUCGUCGUGCAGGAGCGACCAUCUACGAGGGAAGCUGGGGACCUGCUGACAGCGUCGUCAGCCAUGGGCAGGAUAUCGAGAUGAUGGAGUUCUAG